AUGAACACAUGCGAAAAUUAUUCAUAUUCUACUUCCUCGGCACCUUUUACAUUCUAUCACUCCUCAUCCAUAUCAGCAACAACAACCGCACAAUCAAAUAAUUCAAUUCAACAGUAUAAACAUUCACUUUCAUUUUCUCAACAAAUAUUUAAAGGAUUAAAUAAUUCAAAUUUACAAUCAAAUUUACAAUCAAAUUUACAAUCAAAUUUACAAAAAUGUUUAUUCAUAAUAGUUCCUACAGAAAUUUUCAUAUUAAUAUGUUCUCAUUUAACACCAUGGGAUUUAAUAUCACUUUUAAAAACUUGUCAUAAAUUUCAUGAUUAUUUAUGUUCAACUAUAUCUUCAAAUACUCAAUUAAUUUGGAGAACAUCAAGAUUAAAUACGAUAUUCUUUCCUAAAAUUCCUCCUCCAUCAGGACUUAAUGAAAGAGAAUAUUGUUGCAUAUUAAUGCUUGAAAAAGGUUGUCAAUUUUGUGGUAGAAAAGGUUCUAGGGAUGUACGAAUUUAUUGGACAUUUCGGGUUAGAUCAUGUUGGGAUUGUUUAAUGAAUCGAACUGUUUGUGUUGAAAGUGGAAAUGAAAUUCCUGAAUAUGCGAGUGGUUUACCAUUUACUAAAUUCAGAUUAAAUGGAAUGUAUGGUUCAGAAUACAUGAAAAUGUCAAAUUUAUAUCCUGAAGACAUCUUAAAUGAUCCGCACCGAGCUGGAUGGGUUGGUGCUUCAAUUAUGCCAAACCAGUCUAUUCCCCAAAUAGAUCCAUGGUCAACAGAAUCUCAUGAAUUUCAUAAUAAUCCUUUUUCUUCUAAAAUUGAUACGCCUGCCACUGAAAUAUCACUUUUUGAAUUACCACCACAAGAAAAUUCUAAGGUUGAAUUCGAGAAUCCCUCCUUGGCACAUGGAGCUAAAGAAGCUAUUAUUGGAAAGAUUAAAGAAACAAUUGGUAAAAUAACGCGUAAAGAUUAUUUAAGAGAAUCUGGCAGGGAUCAAAAAAUAUGGGGAAAACGCGAAUUUAAAGCUGCUAAAAAAGCCGAAGGUGCCACGAAUUUUAGUCGAAAGUCAAGCGUUCGUACAAUUUAA
This is a messenger RNA of Dentiscutata heterogama, 1074 nucleotides long. The record is from the annotation of a GenBank genome assembly. NCBI's taxonomy places the organism in Eukaryota, Fungi, Glomeromycota, Glomeromycetes, Diversisporales, Gigasporaceae.